CAAACAAAAUUUGUUCCAAUCUCGAUUCUCGAUUCUCACAACAAAUCAAAACGCAAAACAAUAAAAUUAAUAGAAAAAUUAAAUUAUAAGUAUGUUGCGGCAUUUUAUUCGAGUUAUAAGAAGCGGAAAUCAAUCUAAAAUUCUUUCUAGUGCUGUGUGUAGAUAUAAUGGGAAGAAAACCUUCAGCGUAUUGUCUCAACGUUCUAUUGAGUGUCCUAGGUUGGGUAAAAAUAAACCUCUCUUGAAUAAUUGUGUCUGCCGUACUAUGUUCAUUCAAACACAGGAAACACCAAAUCCAAACAGCCUGAAAUUUCUCCCAGGAACUCAAGUCUUAGAGCCUGGACAAACUAUGGAUUUUCCUAACAUAGGAGCAGCACAAUGUAGCCCCUUAGCCAAAAUGCUUUUCCGCAUUGAUGGAGUGAAAGGAGUAUUUUUUGGUGGUGAUUUUGUCACUGUGACUAAACAAGAUGACGAUGUUGAAUGGAAACUCUUAAAGCCAGACAUAUUUGCCACAAUUAUGGAUUUCUUUGCCAGCGGGCUGCCUGUUGUCACUGAUGCUAAACCGUCUGGAGAUACUCAAAUUAAUGAAGACGAUGAUGAAAUAGUUCAAAUGAUCAAAGAGUUGUUGGACACUCGCAUCAGGCCCACUGUCCAGGAAGAUGGAGGGGAUGUUCUAUUUGUUGAUUUCAAGGAUGGCAUCCUGACACUGAAAAUGCAAGGAUCCUGUUCAUCAUGCCCCAGUUCUAUCGUCACUUUGAAGAAUGGAGUUCAAAACAUGAUGCAGUUUUACAUCCCUGAAGUGUUAGCAGUUGAACAAAUCGAUGAUGAAGGAGAUAAAUUGAGUGACAAGGUCUUCAAAGAGUUUGAGCAGCUUAAAAGUAAAGAGAAGAAAGAAUAAUAAGUUAUGUUUAAUUUGAAAUGUAAUAUUAUUUAGAAAAUAUAGUUUAGGGAAUUGUUAAUAAUGUAAUUAUAAUAAAUAAAUGUAUAUAUUAUUUGGGUUUA
Bicyclus anynana (squinting bush brown) is the source of this 1002-nucleotide messenger RNA. Its product is annotated as NFU1 iron-sulfur cluster scaffold homolog, mitochondrial. The record is from RefSeq and is a predicted model, not a curated record. Gene Ontology annotation, biological process: iron-sulfur cluster assembly. Gene Ontology annotation, cellular component: mitochondrion. The transcript is spliced from 5 exons. Gene Ontology annotation, molecular function: iron-sulfur cluster binding; iron ion binding. NCBI's taxonomy places the organism in Eukaryota, Metazoa, Arthropoda, Insecta, Lepidoptera, Nymphalidae. Bases 92 to 898 code for a protein of 268 amino acids.